Molecule: messenger RNA, 1181 nt
Organism: Asparagus officinalis (garden asparagus)
Lineage: Eukaryota; Viridiplantae; Streptophyta; Magnoliopsida; Asparagales; Asparagaceae
Product: zinc transporter ZTP29-like
Exons: 12
Coding region: 204-1034 (276 amino acids)
Biological process (GO): zinc ion transmembrane transport
Cellular component (GO): membrane
Molecular function (GO): zinc ion transmembrane transporter activity
Source: RefSeq, a predicted model, not a curated record
CCAAAUUUGUAGCCGCCGUCACCAGUCAAUGCAUUUCCCUCUCUCGUAAACAAAUAAAAAAAAUUACAUAAAACUCCCUCAGAUUCCCACUCCCGCUUUCAUCCCUUCUCUAAAAACCCCCAGACCCUAGUGUACUCUCCUAUCGAUUGUGAGAGACCUAGGGUUUUGGUUUGAAGGCUCUCUUCUCUCGUUGACUAAUCCCGAUGGAUUCUCAAAUCCUCGUCGCUCUCGGUCUCUCCCUCGUCGGCGGGCUCAGCACUUCAAUCGGUGCACUUUUUGUGGUUCUUAAUCGUGCUCCCAAUCUCAAGUCACUUGGUCUUCUGCAGGGUUUUGCUGCUGGCCUCAUGCUGAGCAUAUCAUUUUUAGACUUGGCUCAUAAUGCUAUGAACUCUAUUGGCUUCCUUAAGGGCAAUAUUUGGUUCUAUGCAGGAGUAAUUUCCUUUGCAAUUAUAGUUAAUUUUAUACCAGAACCUUCACUUGUUCCGGUAUCAGAUGUGGACGAAAAAAGGAAAGAUGAUGAUGGCUCAGGUAAAGACCCCAUGAAAAAGCAUCGCCGGCAAGUCUUAUUUAGCGGAAUUAUAACUGCAGUUGGUAUCAGUUUGCACAACUUUCCUGAGGGAAUGGCAGUGUUUCUUGGUUCAGUGAAGGGACUUCGUGUUGGCAUUAAUUUGGCUCUGGCUAUUGCAUUGCACAAUAUUCCAGAGGGUGUUGCUGUAGCCCUUCCUGUCUAUUUUGCCACUCAAAGUAAAUGGCAGGCGUUCAAACUGGCAACACUUUCUGGUUUUGCUGAGCCAUUAGGUGUAAUUAUUGUAGCUUACCUCUUCCCAAGCAGUCUAAGUCCUGAAAUUCUUGAAGGUUUACUUGGAUCAGUUGGUGGUGUGAUGGCUUUUCUAACUUUACACGAAAUGCUACCUCUAGCAUUUGACUAUGCUGGCCAAAAGCAAGCUGUUAAAGCAGUCUUCUUUGGGAUGGCUUUUAUGUCAGCAAGCUUGUACUUUCUAGAAAUCAGCUUGCCGAAGGAGAUGAGCCUGUAAGGUUGGAUGGUUUGUCAAUUAAUGUUGCAGAUAUAUGCUUUGUACACUUACAGAAACUAGACAGGUUCUUCUCUAUCUUAUGUCUAGAAGUUGUAAUCUGUACAUUAAUCUAGAAUAAAAGAAAAAAAUUCCGGAUUUUAUAUUUUC